Messenger RNA from Camellia sinensis, 429 nucleotides. The record is from RefSeq and is a predicted model, not a curated record. Lineage: Eukaryota; Viridiplantae; Streptophyta; Magnoliopsida; Ericales; Theaceae.
AUGAGGCAACGACGGUUGUUAGAAUUUAUGAAAGACUAUGAUGUGAAGAUUCAACACCACCCAGGCAAGUCUAACGUCAUAACAGAUGCACUGAGUCGGAAGACCACCCAAAGCUUGGCAUACUUCAUCACUGACAAUGAAUCACUUAUUGGAGACUUGGAAAAAAUAGACUUGGAGUUGGUUCCACACAUGUCUAAUGGAUUUCUCGCUAAUAUAGUCAUGGAACCUAUGAUAGUCAAUGAAAUUAGGGCACAAAUGAAAAAGAAGAUAAUAAUGGAAGCCCGUAACUUAAGAUUCGCAGCUUAUCCUGGAAAUACGAAAAUGUACCACGAUUUGAAAGAGCAUUAUCGGUGGACGGGAAUGAAGAGAGACCUAGCAAGCCAUGUUUCCAAAUGUUUCCAAUGUCAACGAGUUAAGGAAGAGCAUUAG